CAAUGAUUGCAUUCAAUGUCUAAAAAAAAAAGUUCACUGUAAAUCUGGAGAUUUUUUAAAAAACACUCCAGACCUGACGAUGGCGGUAAUGUGCAGAGACAAAAAAGAGAACUGAAGAGGAACGAGAGAGGAAAACACAGAAAGAAAGAUGGCGGCCUUCACUGUGGCUCGUUCCUCCUGCGGACUUAUCACCGGGCUGAGGACGUCUCUCAGGGGUUUGGCUCAGACCAAACAUGUCGCAGUCGCUGCUUCAUUACCGCAGACCCGUGUUCACCGGGACAGCCGCUGGUACUCCGUCAGCCACCUGUCCGUCAAAGAGCGGAUUGACAACAAACGGAAGGCGGCGCUGGUUGGCGGAGGUCAGAAGAGAAUAGAAGCUCAACACAAAAAGGGUAAACUAACAGCCAGAGAGCGAGUGGAGCUGCUGCUGGACCCGGAGUCAUUUGUGGAGACGGAUAUGUUUGUGGAGCAUCGCUGUGCCGACUUUGGCAUGGAACAGGACGGGAACAAGUUCCCGGGUGACAGUGUUGUGACGGGACGAGGCAGGAUCAACGGCCGACUGGUCUACGUGUUUAGUCAGGACUUUACAGUGUUUGGUGGCAGCUUGUCUGGAGCUCAUGCACAGAAGAUCUGUAAGAUAAUGGACCAGGCCAUGACGGUCGGAGCGCCUGUCAUUGGACUGAACGACUCUGGAGGAGCUCGAAUCCAGGAAGGGGUGGAGUCCUUGGCAGGAUACGCAGAUAUCUUCCUGAGGAACGUGCUGGCGUCUGGAGUUGUCCCUCAGAUCUCUCUCAUCAUGGGUCCGUGUGCAGGAGGCGCUGUUUAUUCCCCAGCUCUGACAGAUUUUACCUUCAUGGUCAAGGACACAUCGUACCUGUUCAUUACUGGACCUGAUGUUGUGAAAUCUGUCACCAAUGAAGAUGUGACUCAAGAGGAGCUGGGUGGAGCCAAAACACACACCUCUGUGUCUGGCGUGGCUCACCGUGCAUUUGAGAAUGACAUCGAAGCUCUCCUCAACCUGAGGGAGUUCUUCAACUUCUUGCCGCUCAGCAACCAAGACGCUGCUCCAAUCAUGGAAUGUCACGACCCGAGUGACCGUCUGGUACCUUCUUUGGACACCAUUGUUCCGUUUGAGACCACAAAAGCCUAUGACAUGUUGGACAUCAUUCAAGCUAUUGUGGAUGAGAGAGACUUCUUUGAGAUAAUGCCCAACUACGCCAAGAACAUCGUUGUUGGUUUUGCCCGUAUGAACGGACGCACAGUGGGCAUUGUGGGUAACCAGCCCAAAGUUGCUUCUGGUUGUCUGGACAUCAACUCCUCAGUGAAGGGAGCACGCUUCGUACGCUUCUGUGACGCAUUCAACAUUCCCAUCAUCACUUUUGUGGAUGUCCCAGGUUUCUUGCCAGGGACUGCUCAGGAGUACGGAGGCAUCAUCAGACACGGAGCCAAACUGCUGUACGCUUUCGCAGAGGCCACUGUGCCAAAAAUAACCAUCAUUACCAGAAAGGCGUAUGGAGGAGCCUACGACGUGAUGAGCUCCAAACAUCUGAGAGGAGACAUCAACUAUGCCUGGCCCACAGCAGAGGUUGCCGUCAUGGGCGCCAAGGGUGCAGUUCAGAUUAUCUUCAGAGGGAAUGAGAACCAAGCCGAAGCUGAGGCGGAAUAUGUGGAAAAGUUUGCUAAUCCUUUCCCAGCUGCGGUCCGAGGUUUUGUUGAUGACAUCAUUGAGCCUUCGACCACUCGCAGGAAGAUCUGCAGAGAUCUGGAAGUGCUGGCCAGCAAGAAGCAGGUCAACCCCUGGAAGAAACACGCCAACAUUCCUCUGUGAAACACACGCUGACGGUUUUACCAAUCCAACACUAACCAAAGGCCCUGACCUUUGAACCAAGUCUGUCACAACAAACUGCAACAACACCGACUGUACUGACGACCGUCAGCCGCUGCGUCAGACUUUGGUUUUUCCUGAAACAACCAGACGCCACUCCACCCACAGCUGAUUUUCUUUAUACCUGAGAGAGUCGUGCUUAGAAAUCUUCUCUCUCACUGUUACUUGUACCAGUGUAGAACUUUUUCAAACUGUAGAAUGUGUAAAAGCCUCAGACCCUCUAGUGAAACGUUUAGAAUUGGGUCAAAAUGUUGGUGCUGUG
Messenger RNA from Cynoglossus semilaevis (tongue sole), 2147 nucleotides. It is a transcript of the gene pccb, whose product is annotated as propionyl-CoA carboxylase subunit beta. The record is from RefSeq and is a predicted model, not a curated record. Gene Ontology annotation, cellular component: mitochondrion. Bases 149 to 1828 code for a protein of 559 amino acids. Lineage: Eukaryota; Metazoa; Chordata; Actinopteri; Pleuronectiformes; Cynoglossidae. The transcript is spliced from 15 exons. Gene Ontology annotation, molecular function: propionyl-CoA carboxylase activity.